AUGUUACUUUCUUUGGCACUUAAUCUUCAGUGUGGAGACAUAACAAUUACGAGAACAUACAGGAUUGAAAAACGCCAGCUGUCCAAGAAAAUAGCACAAAGAAAGACAUGGCGAAAAUUUGGACAGGCAGCACAGGAUCUUCCGUCAGGACCAGAUCUUGCUACAACUCAAGUAGCUGAUGAUGUCUUUCUUACUCUUGCUACAAAUAAAGAGACUCUAGAACAGGAUGACGAUCCUUUGAAGAAAUUGCAAGGUCAAAAAAUUGUACAGUGUCGCAUUUGCAAAGGUGAUCACUGGACAACGAAAUGCCCUUACAAAGACAUGCUCGGACCUAUAGUAAAAGAUGUGGAGUCAGAGUCAAAGGGAGGUCAAACAGAAGCAAGAGUGAAAGGUGUUGCUGUAGCUUCUGGCAAAUACAUUGCACCAGGUAGAAGAGAAGAAGGUGGGGAUCGAAGAGGAGAAUCAAUGUCUAUGAGAAGAGAUGACCAGGCAACGUUACGGGUCACUAACCUGUCAGAUGAGACAACUGAAGCAGAUCUUCAAGAACUCUUCAGGAGAUUUGGAGCUAUUGCAAGAAUUUAUCUUGCAAAAGACAAAAUCACUCAACGCUCAAAGGGUUUUGCAUUUGUGAAUUAUCACCACAAGGAAGAUGCAGCACGUGCUAUUCAAGCUCUUAAUGGUUAUGGAUAUGAUCAUCUAAUUCUUAGUGUAGAGUGGGCAAGGCCUUCACCGAACUGAGCAAUGUUUCAGUGUUUACAUUCUUGCAUGCCAACGCUACAGCUAUCAUUUUUGGUAGUUCCGAGUGACCUUACGUUGCAAGGCUUUGCUGUUUUCGGUUGUUAGAAUACUGUAAUUCAAAAUGUGAACAA
Corticium candelabrum is the source of this 869-nucleotide messenger RNA. Its product is annotated as eukaryotic translation initiation factor 3 subunit G-like. Lineage: Eukaryota; Metazoa; Porifera; Homoscleromorpha; Homosclerophorida; Plakinidae. The record is from RefSeq and is a predicted model, not a curated record. Gene Ontology annotation, molecular function: RNA binding; translation initiation factor activity. Gene Ontology annotation, cellular component: cytoplasm; eukaryotic translation initiation factor 3 complex. The transcript is spliced from 8 exons. The coding region runs from base 1 to 738 and encodes 245 amino acids.